Molecule: messenger RNA, 6689 nt
Organism: Erpetoichthys calabaricus (reedfish)
Lineage: Eukaryota; Metazoa; Chordata; Cladistia; Polypteriformes; Polypteridae
Gene: camkk1a
Product: calcium/calmodulin-dependent protein kinase kinase 1, alpha a
Exons: 18
Coding region: 574-2172 (532 amino acids)
Biological process (GO): protein phosphorylation; activation of protein kinase activity; CAMKK-AMPK signaling cascade
Molecular function (GO): protein kinase activity; ATP binding
Source: RefSeq, a predicted model, not a curated record
AGGCGCGAUUUCCCUAUUUCGUAGGAGCUAGUGGGUAGGCAUGUAUUCUGCCUCAACUUUCGGGGAGUUGGGUCUAUUUUCUUGAUUGCUGAAACUGGUUUCAAAAAGAAAGUGAAAGUGUAAAAGGAAAGGAAGCAUGAAAUAAAAGAGAGGCAAGCUGGAUGGAAAAGAGAGAGAGGCUCGGCGCAAGCUAAGCCUUUCGGCUGGUGUUGAUCUGAGGCAGGAGUGGCUUGAAGCUGCGUCAGGAGAGUGUGAGCGGAAUGCGCUCGGGCUGAAGAAACUAGUUGGGAGGCGGCCGGUGGGGCGAAGGAGCUGGAGCUGCGGUCUGCAGGAGCGAGUGAGGUGAGAGCCAACUUCUGCAGGGGUGUGCAGCACGGGAGGAGAUCUCCGGUCGAGAAAAAAAGCAGAGAAAGAGUGUGCUUGAAGUAUAAAGGAUAGAAAGCUGUUUUUGACCUGCCCAGUGGACUCUCUUGGUUCCAGAUGACAGUUGUUGAAAGAACAAACUAAUGUAAACAGUUCUGUGGGAUCCUUAUAUCCUUACAACGUUUAUUGCUAAAUUUCUAUUUGGAUCUUAUGAUGUCCAUGAUGGAUAAGAUUCCACAGGAAUCUGGCUCUUCAGACAUGGAUACAGAAAACCAGGGAGAAUUAGCAGAUCAAGUUGCAGCCAUGGACAUUGGCACUGAAGGUAUGGUUGGUCCAGACAGCAAAAAGGGCUUUCAAACCAAAGGACUAAAUGGUGAACAAGACAGCUGCACAGUCAAGUCUGGGAUUAAGAAACCAGCCAAGAGGGAGUGGCUUUCUAACAGAAAGUUAUCUCUACCAGAGCGACCAUCUGGAAGCUACACGGGAACUGGGGGCUCUGUUUUUGGGUCAUAUGCAACUGGCUCCUCAAGUCAUGUCUCUCCCAGAAUGACACGUAGGCCAACGAUUGAGUCUACAAAGAUAUCAAUUUCUGGCUGUCAGGACUGUGUACAGCUAAAUCAAUACAAACUCAAAACUGAAAUUGGAAAGGGCUCCUAUGGGGUGGUAAAGCUUGCCUACAAUGAAGAUGAUGACAAAUACUAUGCAAUGAAGGUACUUUCCAAAAAGAAGCUGAUGAAACAGUAUGGAUUCCCUCGUCGCCCCCCACCUCGAGGAGCCAAAGCUGCUCAAGGUGAACAGCCAAAAACUUUGGGUCCAUUAGAGAGGGUGUACCAGGAGAUUGCUAUCCUGAAGAAGUUGGAUCAUAUCAACAUCGUCAAACUAGUGGAGGUGCUUGAUGAUCCUUCAGAAGAUAAUCUUCACAUGGUUUUUGAACUUGUGCAAAAGGGCCCAGUGAUGGAAGUGCCAACAGACAAGCCAUUCACAGAGGAGCAGGCACGGAUCUACUUCAAAGACGUGGUCCUGGGCAUCGAAUAUUUACACUACCAAAAAAUUGUUCAUCGGGAUAUAAAGCCUUCAAAUUUACUCCUUGGCGAUGAUGGGCACAUCAAAAUUGCAGACUUUGGAGUUAGUAACCAGUUUGAGGGCAAUGAUGCUUUACUGUCUAGCACUGCUGGCACUCCAGCCUUCAUGGCCCCAGAAACACUCUCUGACAAUAGGAAGAGCUUCAGUGGAAAGGCACUAGACAUUUGGGCAAUGGGAGUGACACUUUUCUGCUUUGUAUUUGGAAAGUGCCCUUUUAUAGAUGAGUACAUUCUAACAUUACAUAACAAGAUAAAGAACAAGCCGGUGGAAUUUCCAGAAACGCCAGUAGUCAGCGAGUCACUGAAAGACUUACUUCUGCAAAUGCUGGAUAAAAACCCUGACUCUAGAAUAACUAUUCCAGAAAUAAAGUUAUAUUCCUGGGUGACAAAGGAUGGCACAGACCCCCUGCCACUGGAAGAAGAGCACUGCAGUGUGGUUGAGGUGACGGAAGAUGAAAUCAAGAACUCAAUUAAGCUAAUCCCCAGUCUUUCUGCAGUGAUUUUAGUAAAGGCAAUGUUGCGAAAACGCUCAUUUGGCAAUCCUUUUGAGUUUCAUUCAAGGAGAGAAGAAAGGUCCAUGUCGGCUCCUGGAAAUUUACUCAUGGACAGGUGGCUCUUUUAUUCUUCUAUAAAAGCUCAUCCUUCAUUAAGCAGGAAACAGAGCAGUGGUGAUGGAGCAAAGGAGAUGGAGCUCCCUGAUGUGCAUGAGGAUGAAGCCACCCCCUAACAUGACAACGGUCUGCAAGAGCUGUUCUAAGUUAAACUGUACCGCAGUACCAUGGAUUUUUUUCGCACUCCAGCCAACCCACCCACCCCAUCAGCAACUCCAUGCUACAAUUGUGAAAUUUGGGAAAUCUGGAGUUGUUGAGGUCUUGGAGUUACUUGACAAUUACAAUGACAUGACCAUGUACAAGAGCAGAACACUCAGUUACGUUGUUUUGUGUGCUGUUGCCUUUUUCAUCAGCUGUCUGUAAUCAUCUGUCUUCUCUGGAUAUUGUCUCAUUGUAUAGCCCUUUUCUUGCUUUUUUUGUUUAUUGAUUUGCUUAGCAUGAAUGUACACAUGAAAUCUGUUAAAAUGAAUAAUAAGACAACCUGUUUGUUUGUAUGCCAAAAUUAGGAAAAACAUGUCUUUUGGUUGGAGUGUUGCCUUCUGUUUUUGGUCAGCACAUCGGUGAGAUGUGUAGCUGGCUGACAAACACAAGUUCUCUUACUCAAAUAAAGGCUCAUUAAUUUAGACAUUAUUUGCUACAUAAACACUUAAAAAUUAUCAAAAAUUUGAGGUUUAACAAACAUCCACAUAAUCUGUAUUCUAUAUAGUGCACUGAAAUGCUGAAGUCUGUAUAGUAAUUACCGACACUUUGAGCUCAACUUUUAUUAGUUUUUGCAGUCCGUUGUCCUUACUGCAGUAUCGCUUGUAUGUGGCACAUUUAUGGACAGAGCACUCUGCUACGUAGUAUAUUGCCCUACAUCAUUAGCAGUGGUACCCAAUUGUAGUUUUAUUUAUUAUUAUUUUUUAAUCUUUCUUCCUGUUAUGCAACUUCAAAUUAAUUUUGAGCCAGCUUACUUCCACUCUUUAACCUAGUAAUUAUUUAUUUAUCAUCCUCCUUCUUCUUGUCUCAAAUGUAGUAUCUGCUGGGCAGAGCAAGAAUAAAGCUAGGAACGGCUGCAGGGUGCUCCACUGGAGGUUUUUUUUUUUUUUUUUUUGCACAGAAAAGUUUACACUUGAUAAUAGCAGCCAGCGGAUUCGCAGGGAUUUAAACAUAUCAUCAAAAUAUAAAUUAGAAUCUACUGACAGCAAGUAUAAAGUGAAAAAAUACAAAACAAAACAAUACUCAAAAUACUGCCAAACAACAGCAAUAUUAUAAUCAUUAGCAACUUCAGGACAACAAAGGCACCUAGCCUAUCCAUGUGGUAUGGUAAAUAAAUUUAAGCUUUGUUUUUGGAACAAAAAUUAUGAAUUAAAAGAAAACUUUUAGCAAAAGCAACCACUACAUUUUUUUUUUCAUUUAAAAACACAUACAUUUUUGUAGUGGCUACUAUUGUAAACAGUUUUCCAAAGUGAUUAGGUGUAAAUUAGCAAGUGCAAGAAUACAAUAAAGCAAAGCAUUGAAUAGCAGCGAUUCAUUGUUUGGAAUUUGUGCCUUAUGUAGUGAGCUCUAAUGCAAAGCACCUUACAAAUAAAUGAACGGAGUCCUCUGCAUGUUGAAGCAAUAUGUUGACAUUAGCAAUCGACUCAAUAGAAAUAAGACAAACAGUGUACUAAAUUACAGAAUGUCAGGAUUAGAAUUCAGCAAAGGAGACUGAAGGCGCUUCAUGGACACUAAGAAAAGGACCACAUGGAGUAAAUGUAUCUGAAACUUGUGUUGUGUGCAUUCCUAAAAACCUUUUAAUAUUUAUUAGCUAAAUCCUAAUAUUCCUCUGCAACUACUACUGCAAUACCUGAUACAGUGUUCCAGUGAGCAAAUGCUACAUUCAUUGCGACACAAUUUGGUAAAUGCUCAAGUGUUUGCAAUUGUGAGAAACCUUUAGGUUGGUGAGUAAAUGGCAGAGUUCUGAAAGUUUAACCUGAAAUUGAUGAUCUCUACAGUAGUGGUUUGGUACAUGUCAGAACACUAAGAGCGGCUUCUUUUAUUUAACUUGUCUUUAUCAUCUUUCAGUUAUACAAUCAUUGCUCAGUUCUCUGUUGCAAACAGGUUUUGUUCUCAGUUUUGUGGGGUGUUUUGUAAAGGAAGAUAAGAAGGCAUGCUCUGAUGAUGUCACCUAUUUGUAAAAGGAUAGCCAGUGAUUUUAAUAUUAAGCAAAAAAAAUAUGACUUUGGAGGACUGAUGAUUAUAGUAUGCAUACUCUACAGUGAAAUUUAUUUUUAGUAGAAAUCAACUGCGUUAUAAUUUUUUUAAUUCUGAUCCCCCCACCUCCCACAAUACAGUCUUCACUGUGGUAACCAAAGUACUUCUGAGAUGUUGUUGGGGUUAAAACAGACCCAAAAAUGUUUUACUGGGCCAGUGUGCUACAGCAUUGCUCUAGAUGACUGCUUUUAGGUGAAACUUUAAAGUAUCUAAAUUCAUACAGACCUAAAAUGUAGAAACUAAAACUAAGAGCAGCAGCAACAGCCCAGAUGAUGUAACUGCUCUAGAGUGAUGAUGCAGCAUCGCAAUAAACUGUGAAUAAAGCCUCAGGUGAAAUAUUUGUUGGAUAUUUGUUUCAUUUUGCCCAUAUUCAUUUUCUUCCCUAUCAACAGACAUUUCAUUUAAUAAGAAACAGUAGACCAAAAAAGGAAUACAGGUUAGUUGCUUACUGAAUUAUAUAACCAGACUUAUCUGUCAUACUUAGGCUGCCCAUGAGAGGACUUGUGUUCAGAACCAUUUUGUAUGUCCUACUGCACUAGCUGAUGAAAACAUGUAUUCAUUAAUUAAUUUUUCCAUCAAGGCUGUUGGUAGACUGGAGAAGGCUAAUACUUUUUAGAAAUAUCUCCAUUCCGAACCCACCUACUACUGCUAGUUUGACAGCUGUUUUGGACACAUAACACGGACACAUGCAUGUCUCUGCUUUACAGAUUAUCUGAUGUAAUGGAUCUUUAUCUUUGUCACUGAGGAAACUAUGAGCUUGGCUUUUGUGACACAUUUUUUGUUUGUAACAGCAUGCCACUGAGUUCUUAUUAGAGUAUGGCAGACCAUCCCCUGGGAUACAACUUGACACACAAGCUGUCAUGCAGCAAGAUAAUGUCUGAUUUUAACUUUUUUAUAUGGGUGCACUUUACUGUUGUUAGUUGAUGCAGUAGUUCAAAUGUCCAUGUUUACAGAGACACUAUUGUGGAACCAUUUCAUACAAAAAGUGAAGGGCUUCUGCUGCCUAUAUGACUAAAUAAAUUUUCAGUUUAAUAUUUACAUAAUACUUAGUCGUAUUCUUGGCAGUAUGACAAAAUCAUCACUAUUUUGUUACAAAACAAUUACAUGAUCGCGAUUAGAAAAUAAUUUAAGAGAUUUAAUGUGACUGAGGUUAUUUAUAUAUAUAUAUACGUUUAAUCUGCGUUUACAUGACCAAUUGCUAUCUCAGUCCUCUGAUAUCCCAUGCUAUCUUUAGUUCCAAGCUUUGCUGUUUGAUGGUAAAGCUUACAUUUUGGACCUUGUAGCAUUUUGUAACUGAGGACUGAGGGAGUUGAGUAAAUAUUCAACUUUCAUCACUAAUGGUGUCUUUUAUCAAAUCAGGUUUACUUUAUGUAGUGUCUUUCUAUGUCGUGUAUGUAGUUUAUAUGUGUUUUGAACGUUGCUGACUUCAUUAAAUUGAGAACAUUCCUGUAAUGUAAAUCCCUGCUUUUAAUGCCAAAGCCUUAUUUUUUUUUUUUUUUUGGAAUGCAACUGAGAUGCUGUGUUUUGUCAAAUACGGAUUCAAAUGCUUUAGUUGAAUUUCCCAGGAAUUUUAUAUUUGCAUUCUGAUCACAUGUUGUGACAGACUCAAACUUCAUUUUGGAAAGAGAUUGUUGCUGUGCAUUUUUCACCUUCAGAAAGCAAGUUAGGCUUUCUUUUCAACUUACAUCCUUCUGUGCUGAUAUGAACUGCCUGACUACCAGGGGACUAGUAAGGUUGUGUAAUUAUUGAAUGGGCAAUUUUAGUAAACAGUUGGUCAUCAGACUCAGAAGAGCAAAAAUGGAUAAUUGACAUGUUCAUUAUAUCUUGUGCUGAUUAUAAGCAGCCAAAAAGUUAAGAUGCAACUACUGAACUCCCUCAUCCCCUUUCACAAAUAUGAAAUCUGACAUAAUACAAAAAUUGUUGGCUUGUGAACCAAUAUAUCCUGAUCCCCAAAUUCACAGAAUCCAGAAAAAUGGAAAAACAGCACAUUAGUGGCCAAAAUUGAGCUUAUGUCUGCAAGCUUUCCAAGUGUUCUGAGCAAAAUGUUGACUUACUGUGACUUGUGCUUUUUGAAAACCAAAUGAAAUGCAGAACAAUGACUACAGAUUUUUUAGAGGGCUAUCCUUUAGGAGGGCAUUGAAAGAAGAGAGCAUGAAAUAUCAUUUUACUCUAGCAUUGCUGCUAUGUAUUAUACUAUUUGUCAGUGUUUGCCAUUUGUCUUUUGCAUAACAUUUCACUGGAUGUAAAGCAUACUUUUGAAUGUACUGAAGGUAGCCAUUGUAAAAUGAUGCAUGAUUUCUCUCUACUGAACUGUAAAUAUGUACCGAUAUAAAGAGGCUAUUUUUUGCAUGCUUUUGUACAUUAGUCGAAAUAAUAAAAUCAUCCGUACACAAUAAAA